CCUUGGGGAAGCUUCGACCCGACCUGUCGAUUAAGCAGCUUUCGCUUUAAGAAAGCUUAUCCGAUUUCCAUCGUUAAAUAAAACACACACCAACAAACCAAAACAAACUCAAUCAUUUCUCCCCCGCCGUGGACAUUAAAUUGCCCGAUCAUAUUAAUAUUUAACUUGUCUACAUACACUACCACGACUGAAUUUCUUCAUCUGAGAAACCGUCGCCUCGGAGCUUAUUCUAUACUUUUUGUCUUAGCUGCUACGUUCACCUUCUCCCUCGACGACGACCACCAUGGCGAAAACUAAACGUGGCGGGGAUGCCCACGGAGGAUCGGCCGAGGCAGUUGAGAAAAAGGCUGAAGAGGAUAAGAAAAACACAGAUGGCCAGCCUCAAGCUAACGGCAAGAAAGAUGAGGACAAGAUCGGUUCUGCGGAGGAGUUGAGCGAGGAAGACCAGCAACUCAAGAGUGAGCUUGACAUGUUUGUCGAGCGAUUAACAGAAUCCGAUGCAUCCCUCUACAAGCCGGCCUUGGAGGCCAUGAAGAAUUCCAUCAAGACUUCGACAUCCUCCAUGACUGCAGUACCGAAACCCUUGAAGUUCCUCAGACCCCACUACCCGACUAUGACAAAACUCUACGAAGAGUGGCCUGAGGGCGAUGACAAAUCCUCGUUGGCGGAUGUCUUAUCGGUCAUAGGUAUGACCUUUUCAGACGAAGACCGCCAAGACACCCUGAAGUUCCGUUUACUAUCACCGACGGAAGACAUAGGAUCGUGGGGCCAUGAAUAUGUGCGUCAUCUGGCCUUGGAGAUUGGCGAGGUUUACGGAAAACGGGUCGCUGUGGAGGAACCCGUUAAAGAUCUAAUAGAUCUCGCAUUGGUCCUCGUGCCCUUAUUCUUGAAGAGCAACGCCGAGGCUGAUGCUGUCGAUCUUAUGAGCGAGCUCGAGAUUAUCGAAGAGCUACCCAAGUUCGUCGACGAGAACACCUACUCCCGUGUCUGCUUAUACCUUGUCAGCAUGGUCAACCUCCUAACCUAUCCGGAAAACGAUCAAUUUCUGCGAACUGCAUAUACGAUCUACAUGGCCUAUAAGGAACUGACCCCGGCUAUGAAUAUCGCUAUCAGGCUCAAUGACAUCGACCUCAUCACCAAUGUCUUCGACUCUACAGAGGAUCCGGCGCUAAAGAAGCAGAUGGGUUUCUUGAUUGGCCGUCAGAAGAGCUGGGUUAACGUACACAGAAACACCCACGCUUCGCCAGAAGAUAUGCAGGACAUAGAAGAUACCGUUUCAAACGUCAAGUUGGCCGAGUACUUCAAGGUUCUAGGCAAAGAAUUGAACAUUCUCGAACCUAAGACCACGGAAGAUAUCUACAAGAGCCAUCUGGAGAGCACCCGUGUAGCUGGCAUGACGAAUCUAGACUCUGCGCGACACAAUCUAGCCGCUGCAUUCGUCAAUGGAUUCGUCAACGCCGGCUUCGGCAACGAUAAAAUGAUGCUCGUGGAAGAGGACAAGGAGUCCUGGGUGUGGAAGACGAAGGAUGAAGGUAUGGUAUCAACCGUGGCCUCCCUCGGGACUCUACUUAUGUGGGAUGUUGAAAAUGGACUCGAUAAGAUCGAUAAAUACACCUACUCUGGAGAGCCCCUGAUUGUGGCAGGCAGUAUGCUCGCUAUUGGCAUCAUGACCUCAGGUGUUCGCAUGGACAGCGACCCUAGUAUAGCGCUACUCGCUGACCCGGAAAAGCUUGAACAUAAGAAUCCUCUUAUACGAAUAGCUGCCAUCAUGGGACUUGGGCUUUCCUACGCAGGCUCGCAUAAGGAAGAGGUGUUGGAGCACUUGUUACCCAUUGUUACAAACCCGGAUAGCGAUAUGCAGACCGCCGCAAUGGCCGCUCUGGCUUGUGGCAUGACGUGUGUUGGCUCUGCCAACCCGCUGGCGACUGAGGAGAUCAUGAGUGUUCUUAUGGACGAAGACCGUGGAAACCAGUUUUCUGAUAAGUGGGUUCGAUUCUUAGCCUUGGGUCUCGGCCUUCUCUUCUUUGGUCGCCAAGAAGAAGUCGAUGUUAUUCUAGAGACUCUCAAGGCAGUUUCUCACCCUAUGGCCAAGCCAACUGCCAUUCUUUGCGAGGUUUGUGCCUGGGCUGGUACUGGAGCUGUGUUGAAGAUCCAAGAACUACUACAUAUCUGCAACGAGCAUAUCGACCCUGACUCAGAUGAUAAGAAGGGCGAGGAGUUAUUGCAAAUGUAUGCGGUUCUCGGAAUUGCGCUAGUUGCGAUGGGCGAAGAAGUCGGACAAGAGAUGGUUCUGAGACAAUUUGGUCAUCUGAUGCACUAUGGCGAGGCCAACAUUCGGCGUGUCGUGCCGUUGGCUAUGGGUUUGAUUAGCCCUAGCAACCCACAGAUGAAGGUCUACGAUACACUAUCCCGGUACAGUCACGACAAUGACAAUGAUGUCGCGAUAAAUGCAAUCUUUGCCAUGGGAUUGCUCGGCGCCGGCACGAACAACGCCAGAUUAGCACAGCUUCUUCGACAAUUAGCCAGCUACUACCACAGAGACCAAGAAUCAUUGUUCAUGGUUCGUAUUGCGCAAGGUCUCUUACACAUGGGCAAGGGCACCAUGUCUCUUAGCCCCUUCCACACAGAUCGACAGAUCCUGUCACGAGUGGCGACAUCAGGUCUGCUCGCCAUUCUCGUCGCCAUGAUCGACGCCAAGCAAUUCGUGACUUCCAAUUCCCACUACCUCCUAUACUUCCUCAUCACCGCCAUGCAUCCCCGCUUCCUCGUUACGCUAGAUGAGGGCCUCAACCCCUUGACGGUCAAUGUCCGCGUUGGUCAAGCCGUUGAUGUGGUCGGUCAGGCAGGUCGACCCAAGACGAUCACCGGAUGGCAGACACAAAGCACGCCUGUGCUUCUAGCAUACGGCGAGCGAGCGGAACUUGAGGACGAGCAAUACAUCAGUCUCAGCAGCACACUAGAAGGACUAGUGAUUCUUCGCAAGAAUCCGGACUGGGACGAUGGAAAAUAGGCAAUUGGGAGGAGUUGACAUUGACUAAAAACUAUCUCGUCGUUUGCCCGACACGUAAAGGUCAGGCUUAACUGGUAGGAGGCUGGUUGUCAAGUCGGUGAAACUUGUACUAUUAAACGGCAAAUAAUGCAUCGCCGAGCAUCGCAAAGUUAGAGUGCGACCUCGCUCCAGGUCAAUGCAUUAUAAAAUGAUGGAAACAAUCGAAACUUUCAUCUUCUGUA
Molecule: messenger RNA, 3231 nt
Organism: Annulohypoxylon maeteangense
Lineage: Eukaryota; Fungi; Ascomycota; Sordariomycetes; Xylariales; Hypoxylaceae
Product: 26S proteasome regulatory complex, non-ATPase subcomplex, Rpn1 subunit
Exons: 4
Coding region: 284-3010 (908 amino acids)
Biological process (GO): proteasome-mediated ubiquitin-dependent protein catabolic process; regulation of protein catabolic process
Cellular component (GO): nucleus; proteasome regulatory particle, base subcomplex; proteasome complex
Molecular function (GO): enzyme regulator activity
Source: RefSeq, a predicted model, not a curated record